Messenger RNA from Fraxinus pennsylvanica, 558 nucleotides. NCBI's taxonomy places the organism in Eukaryota, Viridiplantae, Streptophyta, Magnoliopsida, Lamiales, Oleaceae. The record is from the annotation of a GenBank genome assembly.
AUGAACCUCGAUACCCUCCUUUCCACGGUCUCGUCUAAUAUUGACACCAAUGGAUUCCACAACGCCUCCUUGGGAGAAAAUCCCAAUAGAGUCAAUGCUAUUGCGCUCUGUAGAGCAGAUCUUCAGCCUUAUCAAUGUGGUGACUACAUCGAAAAUGCAACAGCCAUGAUCCUUGAAUUCUAUCAAAAGGAAGCAAUUUUAUGGCACGAAUUUAGCAUGAUACGAUACUCCAACGAGUCCAUACUUGGGACUCUUGCAUAUUUCCCAUAUAAGGUGGGUUAUAGUAUGGAAAGUGUCCCGAAUCAAGACAAGUUUUACAAGGAGCUCAACAUAUUGUUGGAUGGUCUCCGUAACCUGGCCACUUAUGGUAGCUCACCUAAGAAAUUUGGUGCAGCCAAUCGAGCUUGCCCAGAUUUUCGUAUAAUUUAUGCAUUUGAGCAGUGCACGCCUGAUAUAAGCCCAGAGGAUUGUGGUGCUUGUUUAAAACAGUCUGCACUAAUUAUUCAAGAUUGUUGCAGCGGGGCAGGAGGAGUUAGAAUCCUUAGGCCUAGUUGCUAG